UUCGUUUUCAGUCGGAAACCGAGACGAGUCAAGGAUGGAGGAGGAGGCACGCAAGCUUCUCGAGGAAGGGAUAAGAAAGAAAUUGGUCAGUCCCGGUAAAGGAGAGCUGUCGACUUUUCCAAAUGGAACAAAGGUGGUUUUCCAUUAUCGCACCAGCCUGUGUGAUGGCACGGUGCUGGAUGAUUCCAGGACCAUGGGGGAUUGCAGCAAACCCAUGGAGCUCAUCUUGGGCAAGAAGUUUAAACUAGCUGCUUGGGAGAGAGUGGUCAUCACCAUGAGACAAGGCGAGGUUUCAGAAUUUACCUGCGACACCAAGCACACAGCACUCUACCCGCUAGUGUCACAGUCCCUGAGAAACAUCAGUGCUGGUAAAGAUCCCCUGGAAGGCCAGAGACAUUGCUGCGGCAUUGCCCAGAUCCACUCCCACCACUCUCUAGGGCACAAGGAUCUGGAUCAGCUUCAGGCCAGUCCACAGCCUCUCGUCUUCACUAUCGAGCUGCUGGAGGUUCUGCCUCCGGGAUCUUUCCAGCUCGAUGUUUGGGCUAUGACAGACAAAGAGAAACUCGAGCUUGUACCUCAGAUCCAUGAGGAGGGCAACAUGCUUUUCAAACAGGGCCAGGUUAAGGAAGCCUCAGAGAAGUAUUACAAUGGCAUCGCCUGCUUGAAAAAUCUACAGAUGAAAGAGCAUCCUGGAGAUGAAGCGUUGGUAAAGUUGGACCUCAUGAUCACACCACUGCUCCUCAACUACUGCCAGUGCAAGCUGCUACAGGGCCAGUACUACGAAGUCAUCGAACACUGCACGUCUUUGGUCUUCAAAUAUGAGGACAAUGUGAAGGCCUUCUAUAAGCGAGCGAAGGCCCACGCUGCAGUGUGGAACGAGACAGAGGCCCGGGCGGACUUCGCUAAAGUGUUGGAGCUGGACCCGUCUCUGGAACCAUCUGUUGCCAAGGAGCUGAGGGCCAUGGAGGACAGGAUCCGCUCCAAAGAGAAGGAGGAAAAGGGUCGCUACAAAGGGCUAUUCAACAAAACACCUGCCACUGCCACUACAGGUUGAACCUCAAAGUGGCUUGGAACAAGAGGAUGUCUGGUAAUUUCAAGAUGGAGGAGAGAGAGAGAGAGAGACAUUAGACAUUGCUGCUGUUCCAGUUUUAGCCAUGCGCCCAAGCCAAACACUCACACUGUCUGGCUCCCCACACAAUUGCACCAGCAGGUCACACCUAUUAUACCAAUCCUGUUUGUCUGCCUUAUUUAUCUGGUACAAGUCCUUCACUUAAAAUGUUAAUUUCCCGAUCGAUUGCCGAUAUCAUCAGCUUGACUUUAAAGACAGAGACCUGAUGUCCGUCCUGGUCAGCAGCACAACACACUUCAAGUAUCAUCGUCUUCAGUCUCCAAGAAGUCUGGAUUACAUCUACUUAUAUAUAGUCUGUUGUGUUUUCAGACAAUUACGCUAAAUAACUUGCUCUGAGUAAUUGGCCGCAUAUCGAAUGUUAUCUAAGGCAUCAAUAUUCACAGGAAAUGCUGCAGUAAGAUUUUUUUUUUUUUUUCAUAUAAUGAAUGAUGUAUGUAUCUGCAGUUUGUGAAGUCAUUUUAUAGCAACUUAGUAUUUAGCAAACACCAAUUCACCAAUGUAUUUUAAAUGAGUAGCUUUAGCAUUUUUUUUUGUUUUCCGCUUUCUCUGGAAAUGUGCAGAGCUGUUGGAUUUCCUGAAAAAACACUUGCAAUCGUAAGCCUAAAAAAUAAAAACCAAACAGAAAUGCGUAGAAUUGAGAAACCCCUAAAUAUAUAUUAUAUUUGUUUUUGCACAAGGGAAAUCAUGAACACUCUCACACAAACCUCUGCCUUGAAUCAUUAGACGCCCUUUUUCGAUUCUCUGGUCACUGCAGUGGCACUGGAAUACACAUUAGACCAUUACUUCCUCCUGGGGACGCAGAGCUGACUGUGACAAUCACUUUAUAACACACAUGGGCUUGUGUUACUUUGCUUUCUCCUUUGUACCACCUUCAUAUAUGUUAUACUUCAAUUGUGUUGUUUUUGGUUCUUCAAAACCCUCAGCGUCUCCUUCACUUGUUAAGAGCUUCUUGUAACGUCUUGUUGAAGGGAAGUACUUUUUGAGUAUGUGCGGCAGAGCUAGCUGAAUCUGUGUACGCUGAGAUGUUACCGAGGCUGUGAUUAUGUAAUUGAAAAAUAAAUGUUAAUCCCGA
Messenger RNA from Labrus bergylta (ballan wrasse), 2201 nucleotides. RefSeq names its product aryl hydrocarbon receptor interacting protein (gene aip). Lineage: Eukaryota; Metazoa; Chordata; Actinopteri; Labriformes; Labridae. Gene Ontology annotation, molecular function: peptidyl-prolyl cis-trans isomerase activity; protein binding. The record is from RefSeq and is a predicted model, not a curated record.